UUAGAAGUGGCCAGAUCCACAUGAUAAAUUGAGUGGAUCCUCCUGAGAAAGAAAUGGCACAUAGUUAAAAUGUAACCUCCUGCCUUGGCCCGCCUCCCCAGUGACUACCUACUGAAGAAAGCUGCAGCUCAGCAAGUGUAUUGUCAACUGGCAUUUGGAAGUGACAAGGCACAGAAUAUAAACAGCUUGACCAUAGAGAAAGAACUUAGUGGUGUCUAGCCUUGCUUGGGAGACACCGUGAGGCAUCCUUCUCCAAUUUAUUAAGCUAUCACCUUCUGGUUUGCUACAUCAACUCUUUGAGCUUAGAAUCAGUUGGUCUGGCCCUCAUGCCUGAUUAACUCUUGAGUCCUUGGGCAAACCUCAAGUAGUGACCUGGAAAGCUGAGAUUCCCCGACAUCUCUUCAUAAACCAGAACCAGCACGGCUGUCUCCAGCCUCAUCCAUCACUAUUAACCUGCCCUGUGCUCCCUGCAGAAUGAAUCUGCUGCUGCCCCUAGCACUCUAUGCCCUGGUUGUACAUUAUGGGGCUUCAUCCCCACCCAGUCUGGCCACCAAACCAUCACCUUUGCUCUCCCGUGCCUGCGAUGCCACAGAUGUGCUGGCAGUGUCAGGCUUUGCCCUGGAGGACAUCAACAGGGACCGAAAGGAUGGCUACGUGCUGAGUCUCAACCGAGUGAGCGAUGCCCGUGAACACAGACAGGCUCAUCUGGGAUCUCUGUACUAUCUCACCCUGGACGUGUUAGAGACUAAGUGCCAUGUGCUGAGCAACAGGUCCUGGAAGGACUGUGAGGCGAGGGUGCUACAUGAAUCAGUUUAUGGUCAAUGCAAAGCAUUAUUUUAUAUUAACAAGCCAAGAAGAAUUCUCUAUACACCUGCUUAUAACUGUACUCUUCAUCCAGUUUCUCGAAGAAGCAUUCAUCGCAUGUGCCCUGACUGCCCCAGUCCUAGCCCCACUGACUUGUCAGAUCCCAGUGUUUUAGAAGCUGUCGCUGAAUCUCUUGCAAAAUACAAUGAUGAGAGCAACUUGAAGCAGUAUUCCCUCGUCAAAGUCACCAGAGCUUCUAGCCAGUGGGUGUUUGGCCCUGCCUACUUCGUGGAAUAUUUAAUCAGAGAGUCACCGUGUACCAAAUCCCAGGCUAGCAGCUGCACACUCCAGUCGCCUAACUCUGAGCCUGUUGGUCUUUGCAAAGGUUCUCUGAGUCGAAACAACAUGGAAAAACAUGUCUCUGUGACUUGUGACUUCUUUAAAUCACAGGUUCAAGAUCCAGAGACCAAAAACUCUGCUGUAAACCAAGGACCUGCAAAUUUUCCCCAGCAGAAAAGUCCAGCUCCCCAACACUCCCCCUCCCCUCCUGUGCUGCAAGGAUCUGUGCAGCACCUCCCUGACUUGGAUGACGAGAAGCCCACAGUUUCUCAGGAAAAGGGUCUGGCAGACGACUUUCCUGUGCAUCUGAAUUUAACCACGAACCCCCAGGGAGAUAGCCUAGACGUGUCCUUUCUCUUUAUGGAGCCUGUGAAGGAGAAAAUAGUUGUUUUUCCUUUCCCCUCCAAGGAACAACGCUCUGCUAAGUGUCCAGGACCUGCUGAGAAAUACAGCCCUUUUAUUCUCCCCCCAUGAAAACCACACAGAUGAUUCCAUAGGGACCUGCUGUUCUGCAAGGGUUGAGGCAGUGGGAAAAAGGACAGGAAGAGUUCAGAUCCUGAGAAUAGGUAAUUAGAAGUGAGAAAAUUGAAACUCAGUUGACUACUUAGACACAGGACUGCAUGCCUCCUAAACCUACAAGACCUUGAAUAGGUAUAUCUUUGG
Molecule: messenger RNA, 1806 nt
Organism: Erinaceus europaeus (western European hedgehog)
Lineage: Eukaryota; Metazoa; Chordata; Mammalia; Eulipotyphla; Erinaceidae
Product: fetuin-B
Exons: 8
Coding region: 475-1617 (380 amino acids)
Biological process (GO): binding of sperm to zona pellucida; negative regulation of endopeptidase activity
Cellular component (GO): extracellular region
Molecular function (GO): cysteine-type endopeptidase inhibitor activity; metalloendopeptidase inhibitor activity
Source: RefSeq, a predicted model, not a curated record